GAUUUGGGGCACCAACGCGCCGGAUGAGAAGGGCUACUACUUCUACAGCAUCAACACGCUUCGUUGGAGACCUCAGCCGCGCAUGAUAAUGCGGGGACAGGGAGAGGGGGCCGGGUCGGUAUUCAAGCUAAUAGCAAUAGAAAGAUCUUGCUGAAAUGGAACUGAUUUUGCAGAAAAAAGCAUUUUGCCCUCAUGAUGCUCCCAGAUUGCACUUAUGCAGCCAUUUUUUUGAUUCCUGAGCUGCCGCCGAACGCCUUUUUGCACCGCUGAUUUUGCCAUGGCUCGUGCUUCUGCGCUCUCCAAGGCUCUUGUGGCUGCCGGUGCUCUCAUGGCCCUGCGCCUUUUGUCCGGUGAGACCUUUGUGACACCUAAGCAACGAAACGAAGCAGCAGCGGCAAUGGCAGCUGCCAUGGUAGCAGCAUCUGCGCCAGCCAUGGCUGAGGUCCCCACUUUCUCCGUCUUCGGGUUUGGCAGCGGCCAGUCAGAUGCCUACAGCCAGAACGACAACCCGAUCAAUCCGUACUCCCAGUUCAGCGAUGGCAGCGACACAGUCUACCAGGCCAAGAACCAGCCUGAGAUGGAGAGGAGGACCAAGUCAUUGAAGGCAGGGCUGAAGCGUUUCGAGGACACUCCGGGGUACAUCCAGACCAAGCAGGCCCAGGCACUCAAGUCCAACCUCCAGGAAUCCAAUUCCUUGAGGCAGGACCUCCUGUACUUCUCUGGCGCAGAGGGUAGCCCAGCUUGGGAGAAAGCCCGCCAGUUUGUGCAGAAGGUUGGUACAAUGGGCGUUGAUGGCAACAGCAAGCAGUGGAAGCGAGCGGCCGAGGACUACAAGGAGGCCUCCAACAUCCUGGCUGAGUGGAAGAGUCUCGCAAGAGCUCAAAGGACGCCGUGUCCAUCCUUUCUUGUGGUGCGGCCAAACCGCUGCCAUGGUGAAACCAUGCGGCCACGUCCUGAGGCCCUGGUCACACCUACCAGUUCAGGGCCACCGCCUCAAGACCGAAGACCGAAGACGCCGCCCUCGUGAGGCCGUGAGGAGUUGACCCCGCGGGGAAGCGGGAACCACC
Durusdinium trenchii is the source of this 1067-nucleotide messenger RNA. The record is from the annotation of a GenBank genome assembly. NCBI's taxonomy places the organism in Eukaryota, Dinophyceae, Suessiales, Symbiodiniaceae.